AUGCGUCCUGGACGUCGCCACGAUAAUAUUGAGGCGACGCUUGCUUUGCGUAGUCCCCUGCUGGACGAAUUUAGAGCGAACAAGACACGUAAGUGGGAGCUCAGGGAUAUUUUUGGUUACGUGGUCGAAUUCAGCGGUGACCAACAUGGUUCGCGGUUCAUACAACAAAAGUUGGAGACCGCAACGUCCGAGGAGAAGCAAACCGUUUUUGAUGAAAUUGUCCCUCACAAUGUCCUGCAGCUCAUCCAGGAUGUCUUUGGAAACUAUGUCAUUCAAAAACUGUUUGAGCAUGGAACACAAGUGCAGAAGACUAUACUGGCCAAUACGAUGGAAGGUCACAUUCUGGCGUUAUCCCUUCAAAUGUACGGUUGCCGUGUCGUUCAAAAGGCUGUCGAGUUCAUUUUGCCAGAGCAACAAGGGGCCUUCGUGAAAGAACUCGAUCCGCACGUGCUCAAGUGCGUCAAGGACGCGAAUGGCAAUCAUGUCAUCCAAAAAUUGAUCGAACGCGUUGCUCCUGAUCGACUGAACUUUGUCAAUUCAUUCCGUGGAAACAUUUACGACCUCUCUACUCAUCCGUAUGGAUGUCGCGUACUCCAGCGAUGCUUUGAGCACCUACCAGAGGACCAAACUAGGCCAUUGAUGGACGAGUUGCACAAGUACAUGAUCAAUCUGAUGCAAGACCAGUUUGGCAAUUAUGUUGUUCAAUUCGUACUCGAACAAGGUAAACUGCAUGAUCGCGGCCAGGUUAUCGCCAAGCUACGUGGGCAAAUGUUGAACAUGGCACGCCAUAAGUUUGCGUCGAAUGUUUGUGAGAAGGCUCUUGUAACUGCAUCACCUGAGGAGAGGCGCGCUUUGGUCGAGGAGAUCAUGACACCGAAGGCCGACGGUGUUACUCCCAUUGUGUCCAUGAUGAAGGAUCAGUUUGCAAACUACGUUUUGCAACGGGCCUUGACCGUUGCCGACAGCGAUCAAAAGGAGCUACUGGUAGCCAAGAUUCGCCCCCAGCUCGUCAGCAUGCGCCGGUAUUCUAGUGCCUACAGUAAACAUCUGACUUCUAGUGAGUGA
Pisolithus orientalis is the source of this 1065-nucleotide messenger RNA. Its product is annotated as armadillo-type protein. Gene Ontology annotation, biological process: nuclear-transcribed mRNA catabolic process, deadenylation-dependent decay. The transcript is spliced from 7 exons. The coding region runs from base 1 to 1065 and encodes 354 amino acids. Gene Ontology annotation, molecular function: mRNA 3'-UTR binding. The record is from RefSeq and is a predicted model, not a curated record. NCBI's taxonomy places the organism in Eukaryota, Fungi, Basidiomycota, Agaricomycetes, Boletales, Pisolithaceae. Gene Ontology annotation, cellular component: cytoplasm.